AAAAUGAAGAGCAAGAAACCAUUGAAGCAACUGAAGCUGUCUGUUCCAACCCCAAUCUCUUCUUUCCUGCAAGUUUUUCUUCUUUAUUUUUUCUAUUCCUUAAGCAUAUUUCGAGAUUGCUUCGAUUUUUAAUUCACUAGAAAUCGCUUCUAGUAUCAAAGUAUAUGGCUUGAUCGGCUUAUAUUCUCCAUCGCAUUUGCUCUGUUUCGAUGCAGGUCAUCCAAAUGAACAUACAAGAAGAGAUUCGCAAGCAAAUUGUGCAGGGCCUAACCAUUCUUUCUAUAACUCUUGUCGUAGAAAACAUGGACCGUUGAUCUCUGGGUGAUGUGAUCAGACAGGUUAAAACAAUUCUUGAACCAUAUCUUGCAGUUGUGUUAAGCAGGUUUUCUUCCUUCUUGUGAAUUGAAAUUUCAUAAAUGACUCAACAAAUGUCCUAGCAAAAGCAAAACAAGUCUCUUCUUCAUGAGUCUUUAUAUUUCAGGUCCUACAAGGUCUUGUAUAUUUGCACCAUGAAAGGCAUGUAAUACUGAUACACACUGGUAAACCAUAAAGGUGAAGUGAAGAUCAGCUGAUUUUGGUGUCAGCACAACGCAAGCUAGUUCCAUGGGCCACUAUGAAAUACAUUUGUAGGGACUUACAACUACAUGUCAGUAUGAGGAGUCUCCACACUGUUCAAAUCAAUUUGUAACACUUUUGUUUUUGUCAUUCACUUCAUAAUUCAUUUGCUUGUGAUUAGCUAUUUCAUUUGCUUUUGUAACACACUCAAUGUGUUUAUCCUCACGAAGAUUGGAUAUCCUCAAGUGGGAGCUGUUACGACUAUAGCAGUGAAAUAUUUGGAGUUAGGGUAUGGUAGUGCUUGAGUGUGCUAUUGGAUGUUUCCCGUAUAUGCGAUCGGAAGAUCAGCAAAGCUGGCCUAGCUUUUAUGAGCUUUUGGAGGCAAUUGUGGAAAAGCCUCCGGCAACUGCUCCUCCAGAUCAAUUCUCUCCAGAGCUCUCUUCAUUUGUAUCAGCCUGGUCAAUACUUGCACGUUUAUUUUGCAUUAUAUCAACUCAUCCAAUAGAUCUGUCAAACUUGGUCUCUAAGUGCCUGUUUUUUGGAAUUCUUUCGCCAUUGUAUAGGCUUCUAGUGUAAGCUACCAACUAUCUCCAAUAUGCUAUCCAUUGUUUUUUGGAGCAUGUAGCAAGAAAAAUUGGUGCACAAGUCCAUUAAAUGAUGUAAUCUCACCUAUACAAAAUCACUAGAAUCCAAAUUUUGAUCCUCAGAGGCUCAUUUAAUGUGCUUUGGCAGUGAUUUCAUGUUCUCUAAAAGUGGUGGAUGUUGUAAUAUACUACAAUUUUCUUUAAA
Durio zibethinus is the source of this 1344-nucleotide messenger RNA. Lineage: Eukaryota; Viridiplantae; Streptophyta; Magnoliopsida; Malvales; Malvaceae. The record is from RefSeq and is a predicted model, not a curated record.